AUGUCGACACACAGCGGCGAAGGUGGGCAGUUCAAGCCUGUCCAAGAAAGACAGUCUCAAAAUCUUCCGGGGACUGAGCAGGCGCUGAAGCCGACCAGCGAAGCUACUUCACUCGAAGGUGCCGAGGGUUUUGUCGAGUAUGUUCCAGCUGGGAAAUUGAAAGGCAAGAAUGCUUUGAUCACGGGUGGCGAUUCGGGCAUUGGCCGUUCAGUCGCCAUACUCUUCGCCCGUGAAGGUGCCGAUGUGGCUAUCGUUUACCUGCCGGAGGAAAAGCUAGAUGCCCAAGAUACCCAGAAAUAUGUUGAGAAAGAAGGAAAGGAGUGUUUGCUCAUUCCAGGAAAUUUGAUGGACAACCAAACCUGUAGAGAGGCUGUGGAAAAGCAUGUCGAAAGGUUCGGACGCAUUGAUAUCCUUGUCAACAAUGCCUCGAAACAGAUUAUUUGCAAAGAUUUUGACAAGAUCAACCUCGAUAGUGUGGAGAGUACUUUUCGAAGCAACAUUCUUCAAAUGUUUGCCGUUACCAAGUAUGCUCUCCCGCACAUGAAAAAGGGUUCAUCGAUCAUUAAUACCACGUCUACCGUUGCAUUCCGCGGUUCUGCUGCCAUGGUCGACUAUUCCGCCAGUAAAGGGGCUAUCGUCUCAUUUACUCGCUCCCUAGCAAAAAACCUUACUCCUAAAGGCAUCCGAGUGAACGCAGUCGCACCUGGGCCAGUCCACACGCCGCUUCAACCCGCUUCCCGGCCUCCUGAGCAAAUGGAAGGGUUCGGUGAGCACUCUCAGAUAGGCAGACCAGGCCAGCCCAGCGAGAUUUCACCGAGCUUUGUGUUUCUGGCUUCGAAGGACAGCGAAUUGUACUACGGGCAGAUUCUACACGCAUAUCCGCUGGGUGAUUAA
This is a messenger RNA of Rhinocladiella mackenziei CBS 650.93, 894 nucleotides long. RefSeq lists its product as uncharacterized. The transcript is spliced from 5 exons. Gene Ontology annotation, molecular function: oxidoreductase activity. Lineage: Eukaryota; Fungi; Ascomycota; Eurotiomycetes; Chaetothyriales; Herpotrichiellaceae. The record is from RefSeq and is a predicted model, not a curated record. The coding region runs from base 1 to 894 and encodes 297 amino acids.